UGAGUAGCAAAUUAGUGACACAACUAUCUCACAACUGUGACAUGACCACAGUUGUCACUAUGUCACAACUGUCACUACUAAUAGUGACACAACUAUUUCUAAUUCCCUAUGUUGAAAGUUAUGUACGGAAUUUCCAUUUGAUAGUUUUAUAACCAAUGAUAACUUUUGGGUCCGAAUCAUCUUUACAUUUAGAUUUAUAUAUAAAUAUGCAUAAUAGUAUGAUAUUUAAAUAUCUAUAUAAUAACCACAGUUGCAUUUCAUCAGCCGACGAAAUUAUUACUAGAUAAUAUAUUAUUAUAUUGGUGGACGGGAAGAUGAUAAUGAUUCAAGAUCAUGAAUUGUGAUAAUAUGAUUCAGCAUCUAAAGUUACCAGCUGUAAUAAACAGAUAAAUUGUUUACUGGUAUUGAUAAGGACUUUUUGGCAGUACAAAGUUCGCCAGGCAAGCUAGUAUAAUAUAACAAUAUAAUAAACAUGAGAUCGGCUGAUGUAAAAUCUACACAGCUGACCUGGCCUAUGGUUACGAAUCUAGGCUACGAUAGAAUUAAGUUUUCUAUAAUAGUUGGUUGGUUGGUUGUUGCCAAGGAGGCAGUUGCGUUGCUAAGGAGGCAGCUGCGUUUGCAGUGAUGUCGAAAUAGUCUACACUCAACUCUCAACAGUAGUCUUCACUACACUCAACUCGACUCUUGUGCGUGAAUGAAGUAGUGGACGAACUAAUACAUGGAUUACCUUGAAUAUUUGGAUUACCAAGAACCUCGUUUGUGGCGAAGAUGUUACCCGAUUUUUAAUCCUUUUGAAGAUUUGACGGAUGAAGAGUUCAGAAGUAGAUUCAGGUUUAAUAAGGAUGCUGUGAAAGAACUUAUAGAGCUUUUAACCCCAAGGUUGGGAGGAGCUCCUCCUGAUCGAAGAGCUCACCACAGUAUUCCUAUAUGGAGAAAAGUGUUGAUUGCACUUAGAUUUCUCGCGGAUGGUACUUUCCACAGAGAGACUGGCGAUUUAUUGAAUGUGAGUACUGCGGCUUCAUGUCGCAUUGUACACAGUGUCGCGAUAGCUAUUUGUGUAGCAAUGAAAAAAGACUUUAUCAAAUUCCCUACAGGAGAAUAUGCUAGGAGAACAAAAACUAAAUUUUUUGUGAAAUAUGGGUUCCCAAAUGUGCUCAGUUGUGUCGAUGGCACUCUCAUCCCCAUUGUCUGCCCCACAACUGCUGACAAAGAAGAGUACCGGAGUAGAAAAGGGAGAUUUUCAAUCAAUGUAUUGGCAGCGGCUGGAGCUGAUAUGGAGUUUACUAAUAUUGUUGCUCGGUGGAAAGGGAGUACGCACGACUCCCGAGUUCUGAAAAACUCGUCACUAUAUUCAACUUUUGAAGAACGUGAUAUGGGUGGGAUUCUGAUCGGAGAUAGUGGAUACGCAUGUAACAGAUUUUUGAUGACACCACUUCUUCGACCACAAACUCCAGCGGAGCAACAAUAUCAACGAGCUUUAAUAAGGACCAGAUCGACAGUUGAGAGGAUGUUUGGUCUACUGAAAAACAGAUUCAGAUGUUUGAACCUUACGGUUCAGUCCCCGUCGUUGUUGUAUUGUCAUUGUUGCUUGCGCCAUACUUCACAACUUUGGAAUAAAAAAAGGAUUAUUUGAAGACGUUUUGGAGCCACUUCCUGAAGAUUAUGACAUGGAAGAGAAUGAAGACCAACCUGAGGUAGCUGACCGCCCCGACGGAAUCUUAACACAUAAUCAAAUUAUCCGCCGUUACUUCACAAACUGAAGUGAGUAAUAUAAAUAAUCAACUUCUUGAACAAAUAUUCUUGAGAUAAAAACGACAAUGACGUUUGGUGUGCUUCAGUCAAUAAGUGAGAAAUGGCUAUGACAAAAUUGCAUUAGUCUUUUGCCUCAAUACACAAAGUUCAU
Messenger RNA from Nilaparvata lugens (brown planthopper), 1903 nucleotides. Its product is annotated as putative nuclease HARBI1. The transcript is spliced from 3 exons. NCBI's taxonomy places the organism in Eukaryota, Metazoa, Arthropoda, Insecta, Hemiptera, Delphacidae. The record is from RefSeq and is a predicted model, not a curated record. The coding region runs from base 719 to 1633 and encodes 304 amino acids.